Messenger RNA from Ilex paraguariensis (yerba mate), 794 nucleotides. The record is from the annotation of a GenBank genome assembly. Lineage: Eukaryota; Viridiplantae; Streptophyta; Magnoliopsida; Aquifoliales; Aquifoliaceae.
AGAACACCAAAAACCCAAUCUGUCAGUUCAGAUACAUAACCAAAUCCAUGGAUUCUCAAAGUUUCGUGCCUGUUCAGUUCACUGACCUCAGGGACAACGUUAAUGACAAGAGUCCCCCUCUCGGUGCCAUAUUUUUGUUCUUAAUUUUCUUCUUGUCCACCAUUUUUCUCUACUUUCUCUACCUAUGCACCUACCGACGCCAAUCACCCACCGCCAACCUGACUGCGCUGCCGGAUCGGACUCGGUCAUCCUUGGGGCUCGACCCAGCCACCAUCAGUGGCUUGCCAAUUGUUUCAUAUGGGUCAAGUAUGAAAAAGAUCAAUUCUGGCCAAGAAUCAGAGUGCUCUAUUUGUCUGGGUAUGUUUCAGGAGGGAGAGAGAGUGAAGGUGAUGCCUCUGUGUCACCAUGGUUUUCAUUCUGAGUGUGUUGACAAGUGGCUAAGGACUCGGUCGAGCUGUCCUCUUUGCAGAGCGUCUAUCCAUCGACUUGAAUCUGAGUCCUGAGAUGCCAUGAACUUUGUCAUGGAAGGGCAUAUGCAUUUCCAAAUUCCAAUUUGAGGGGGGGGGGGGGGAGUUCAUAUAUGUUUUGUAAACAUGUUUUUUUUGGGUAAAUUUUUGUAAACAUGUUCCUUUGUUGAUGUCUUAUGAGUUUGAAGGGUGGUUCAAGAAAUUCUAGAGUUUGGGGAAAAAAUUUCAACCUCUUAAUUAUAGAUGAUGAGGAGUUUGGGGAAACAUGAACUGAGGUUUCUGUUGCCUGCAAAAGGAACAAACUGUUUGAGAUUGAGAGUUGAUCGG